CCUGUCAGCAGUCUCAGAGUUACAGCUCAGCUAAUAUGUUUCAAUUAUGUAAAAUAAAUAAAUAUACACUAAACAAAACAUUUUUAUUUAUUUAUAUAAUUCAGUUUUAUUGUAUAAUUUUACACAGACAUGUUUUUAUUCACUAAUUUGUGCCUUUAGUGUCAGAGUUGAUGUGCGUCACCUCGGUGUAUUAAAGCUAUUUAUCCGGUAAGUCCGGCUAGCUGGGGGCUAAGCUAACGGCUAAGCUAGGUUAACUCUUCGUUGAUUAGCGUUAGCUUUUUUUCAGCAUCGUGGACCAGCGGUACUUUCCUUCUACCGGCUCCGCUACCUGAGCUUUUCCUGAACUGAACCGGAACUUAAGGAAAAGCUCAAGAUUAAAACAGUUAUGGAUCCUAUGAGUCGGCUGAACCUCAUGCACCUUCAGGAUCCGCUUCCCAAGCCUCUGGAUCUCACCAAGCAGAUCUCCGAAGCUCUGAAUUUGGUGAAGAACAAGCCGAGGCAGAGCAGCCGUGCCUCAGGGACCAACACCAUCUGUUCUCCUCCUAGCUCAGAGUUCAGUUAUGAGUCUGUGUGUGUGCCUUUAAACACCUCACUACCAAACGGACACACCCACACACCGGUAGUAACCGGUACGAAAAACGGCCAGACUGAUGGUGUGACUGUACAAGGACUCGAGCGGAACAGAGGAGAAGGGGAAAGAGAAAAGAACGGUGCAGGAUUUCGGGACACUCCUUCAUCACGAUCACAUUCCCGGUUCUCGGGAACACCGUCGUCAGGCUUUUUGGGAUCAGGACACACAGAAUGCGUUUCCAGUGACGACAGCAGCGUGAUCGAGGUGCCUGUGAACGUUAAGACACACGGAGUUUCAAAAGACAAGAAACGGAAAAAAGAAGAAAGGACAGAACAUUCUUCUGCACAGCUGAUAGAAUGUCACGUGCUCCAGGAUAGUGACUCGCUGGAGUCCAGGAACGUAGCAUCCACCUCAGAGGCAGAAAAUGAGGCAAAGAAUGGAUCAAGCCAGAUGACCGCGCCGGCGACAAAGAAAACUAGAAACAAACAGCACAUGAGGUCUUCAGCAGGCAAGAAAGAAACAGCGAGUGCAGUGAAGAGGAGGAGGCAGAAGAAGAAGCGCUCUGGUUUAUCCUCGUCUCCGUGUGCGUUUCCGUCUCAUGAACCUGAGAUUAAGCUGAAGUUCUCAAGCCGCAAGGAGGAGAAGCGAGAGGGAAGCCGAGGGAACACCUUUACCCCAUAUGUCCGUAUGCAGUUCUCUGUCUGCACUGUUGUCAACUAUGAGGAAGACUUCAAGGAGAAAAAGCAGCGACAACCCACAGCUUCCCCGGGGAUCGUUCCCAGCACGUCGUGUUUGCAGCUGGGUCGCCUUGGGACAGAGGGAAAGCACCAGAGUGGCGAGCUGUGCUGCCUGUGUGGCCGGUCGGCCAAUGCCGCAGGAUUGGGAGACCUGCAUGGGCCGUACAAUCCCUGCACACAGGGCAAGACGACUUCAGAAGAUGUCCUGAUAAAUGGACACGAGGAUGUUGAAGCAAAGAUGAAGAGAAGGUCAGACGAGAUCGGGGAGCGCUGGGUUCACGAGGACUGCAGUAUCUGGUCAGCGGGGGUUUUUCUUGUUAAAGGAAGGCUGUACGGGCUGGACGAGGCACUCCAGGUCGCACAACACGCUGUGUGCUCGUGUUGCCACAGGUGUGGUGCCACUCUGGGAUGUUUCUUCAGAGGCUGCCCAAAUAAAUACCACUUUCCCUGCGCUCUCCAGGCCGACUGUGUGUUUAAUGAGGAAAACUUUACUCUGAGAUGUCCAAAGCACAAGAAUAAAUCAGGACUCGGUGCGAGCCAACCGCGGAACAUGUAACUGUGAACUCCAGCAUGAUUUGGAGCAAGGGUUUUUCCCCUCUUCCACAUAAAGUAUUAAGGUGUUUACGCUUUCCUCAAACAGAGGAAGGUCUCUGAACCGAACUGCCUUCACCUUCACUGUCGCUGCCUUUUUUAGAAAAAAGAUUUUAAACACAGCUGAAGGAUCCACACACGUCCUGCUACGCCUUAUUCCUCUAGCUAAAGUCUGGCUGAUUCCACAGCCUCGUGUUCCUUUAUUUGUUUUUUUCAUACUGAGGUUUUUUUUUUGUUGUUAUUGCCUUGUUGUAUUUUUGCAGCUUUUUCACCCAAAUGGUGUUCAGGGUUUUUUUUUUUAUACUUAAGGAAAACAGGUGCUGGAUUUUAUUAAAUUUUUUAAACAUGAGCCAUAUGUAUUUUUAUGAUUUCAUUGUGAAUGUAAGCGAUAAUAAUUCGGACUGUUCAUUAUUCCACUGUUAUUGUUUUUCUUUGUUGAGGAAUUCCAGUUUUUGGUCUGUGUUUAAUGCCGGGCCGAGAAGUUGGACGGAUCGGGUCGGGUGAGGUCUUCUCAGACGCUGCUGUGUGCACUAGACAAGAACGUAUUUAAUUUUAUUUAUGUUUGAUUAACACUUGGUGUUUAUAUUGGCAGAUAAACAAACCUCAGCUGAAAAGAAUACACACUUUUUGGCACUUUAUAAAUGCAGGGAUUAUUAUUAUUAUUAAUAUUAUUAUUAUUAUUGUUGUUGUUCAGGUGAACAGACAUGACAUCUGUGUUGGAUUUGGAGAAAGUGUGUGUAGAAGUUCAACCAAUGCCUUUUUUAAAAAUGUCUUAAGUUUAAUAAACCUUUUUACAGUU
Molecule: messenger RNA, 2698 nt
Organism: Clarias gariepinus (North African catfish)
Lineage: Eukaryota; Metazoa; Chordata; Actinopteri; Siluriformes; Clariidae
Product: transcription factor 20
Exons: 8
Coding region: 386-1864 (492 amino acids)
Biological process (GO): regulation of transcription by RNA polymerase II
Cellular component (GO): nucleus
Source: RefSeq, a predicted model, not a curated record